UCGGCCACUCAGAUUCAGUAGCGGAGCCCGCGAACCCCCAACGAGCUGCCGUCUUGCUGGAGGGUUGACUUCGGGCGGAAGCGGCUUUGUAGCCUAGGAGAAGCGACAUGGGGGUGAAGCUGGAGGUGUUUCGGAUGACACUCUACCUCACCUUCCCCGUGGCCAUGUUCUGGAUUGCCAAUCAGGCCGAGUGGUUUGAGGACUAUGUCAUACAGCGCAAGAGGGAGCUGUGGCCACCUGAGAAAGAGGACCAGCGCCUGGAGCUAGAAGAAUUCAAGGAGAGGAUACGGAAGCAGCGGGAGGAGAAGCUUCUUCGUGCAGCCCAGCAGAGCCCCUGAGUCCUAGCCGCCCCCCCUCAGCUCACGAAAUAACACACACACACGGUUCCUUGUUU
Molecule: messenger RNA, 394 nt
Organism: Hyaena hyaena (striped hyena)
Lineage: Eukaryota; Metazoa; Chordata; Mammalia; Carnivora; Hyaenidae
Product: protein PET100 homolog, mitochondrial
Exons: 4
Coding region: 108-338 (76 amino acids)
Biological process (GO): mitochondrial respiratory chain complex IV assembly
Cellular component (GO): mitochondrial inner membrane; mitochondrion
Source: RefSeq, a predicted model, not a curated record